Messenger RNA from Leptosia nina, 285 nucleotides. Lineage: Eukaryota; Metazoa; Arthropoda; Insecta; Lepidoptera; Pieridae. The record is from the annotation of a GenBank genome assembly.
AUGAACAUUGAUUUCGAAGCAAUGGCUGUCUUAGAGGAGGAGUCUCAAAAUGAGUUGAGCGGUGGAUACGCAACAAAGACCGCGACGGGCGCUGAAGGGAGUGAGAGGCGCGAGGGGGGAAAACGUGGUCGCAGGCCCGGGAGGAAAGCACAACUCGACAAACAGGAUAUGAAGGCGAAACUGGAGCGAAGCCGGCAGCUCGGCGUGAGUGCCGAGCGCGAAGUGAAGCUCCAGUUUCAAGUCCCGAAGAACUUGUUGCCAUCGAGAAGUUUUGCUGGCGCUUAA